GUCCAGCAAGCCAGCGAACUUGAACUAUCGGAGCCUGACUCUGUUCGUACUGAAAGAGCAGUCCGGCCCAAAGGAGCAAUAUUACCAGUGUCAACAGCCAUGAUGCUUGCCAACCAACCUUUUCUACUGCGAAUCCCACUCAAACGACAGGCAAAGACGCGUUCGUUCUGCUGCUUCUCUGCAACUUGUAAAAGACGAACUGCGAAAAAGCCCUUUCGGAUACUGUUUUGCGGCUCAGACGACUUCUCUGUAGCUUCCUUAAAAGCAGUAUAUGAAGCGAAAGACGUUUGGUCUAGCAUUGACGUAGUGGUGCCCGCUGAAAGGGAAAUUGGGCGAGGAGGGAAGCAUGCGCAUCACGAAAAGUACACCCCGGCACUACGCCUGUACGCCGAGCAGAAUAAUCUCCCCGUAUCGACCAUUCCAUCUACCGGCCUCAAAGCCUGGUCUCCACCCGAACCUUUCACUUCGUCCGAUCUCAACUCCUCACAUAUGUUGUUAACAGCGUCUUUUGGACACAUUAUCCCUCUCCGACUCUUGAAGCUCUUCCCUCCGAUUCAACGGCUGAAUGUACAUCCGUCUCUCUUACCUAGAUGGAGAGGAGCUGCUCCUCUACAAUGGACUAUUGCGAGUGGAGAUGAAGAGACAGGGGUUAGUGUGCAGACGCUGGUGCGGUAUGCGCUAGGUGUUGAUGCAGGCGAUAUAUUGGGAAGAGCUGAGGGUAUCAAAGUCCCUCACGAUACUAGGUAUGAGACUCUCUUACCUUCCUUAGCAGGGGCAGGAGGCAAGCUGUUAGUUGAUGUGCUGCGAAAAAUCCAAAAUGGAACUGUAACCACGGCAGCCCAGGACGAGAGAUACAUCACUCUCGCCCCUAAGAUCACUCAUGAAACUUCUCGAAUAGAUUGGGAAAAACAUACAGCAGAGAUGAUUGACAGAUUACAUCGUGGAUUCACCCAUCAAUAUCCACUCUGGACCUCCUUCCUCGACACAACAGCCCAAAUCCUCUCUCUCCAUCCCAUCCCCCGUCUCUCCCUUCCUAUGCCCCUUUAUCAACCAGAAGCAAUAACGCCCGGCACUGGGAUACUUUACAGGCAAGGCAAGUCACGCCGACUAUUCGUAGCUUGUGCUGGGGACAGUUGGUUAGAAGUUCAGGAGAUCAAGGCGGCGGGUAAGAAGGCUUUGGGUAUCAAGGAGUGGUGGAACGGAUUACCAAAACAUGUGAGGGAAAGCGGGAAAGUGACGUUUCGGUGAUUCUUGUGUUUCUGAUAGCAGUCAUCCAUACUUCUGAUACAACGGCUUUUUUUUUCAGUGGGCAUGAACGAGAUGC
Cryptococcus deneoformans JEC21 is the source of this 1324-nucleotide messenger RNA. Its product is annotated as methionyl-tRNA formyltransferase, putative. NCBI's taxonomy places the organism in Eukaryota, Fungi, Basidiomycota, Tremellomycetes, Tremellales, Cryptococcaceae. Gene Ontology annotation, molecular function: methionyl-tRNA formyltransferase activity. Gene Ontology annotation, biological process: conversion of methionyl-tRNA to N-formyl-methionyl-tRNA; biosynthetic process. The transcript has 6 exons. Bases 100 to 1248 code for a protein of 382 amino acids. The record is from RefSeq and is a predicted model, not a curated record. Gene Ontology annotation, cellular component: mitochondrion.